GGUAUAUAUGAUAGACGGUGUGUUCAUUCAUUUCUUGUAUUCUUCACUAAAACAUUCUUAAUAUCACCAUGUCUUUCGACUCCUCAAACCACCCAAUUAGUCCUGACUUGUAUUGCAGUGAAGUAACUAGCGAAGUGAUUCACUUGGAUUCCGAUGAUGAGGCUCUGAAGUUCAAUGUUCUAUGGGGAGACUCUGAUCAUGAUGAUAGUGAUGAUGAAAGCAUUCUAUUGAACUUGUUAGAAUCCGAACACAACCAAGUGCAAGAACAAACAAAGUUCCUAGGACAACAACUUCGCAAAAAAACAUGGCUGAUUAAUGCUCGAGAAGAGGCCAUAAAUUGGAUCCUAAAGGUGCAUGCAUACUACAGUUUUAAACCCGAGACAGCGUAUCUUUCCGUAGAUUACUUCAAUCGUUUCCUCUUGUCACACACCUUUACGCAAGAUAAAGCAUGGCCUCUGCAGCUGCUAUCAGUGACUUGUCUUUCACUAGCAGCAAAAAUGGAAGAAAGCAAAGUGCCACUUCUUUUGGACCUGCAAGUGAUCGAGUCAAGGUUCCUGUUUAAGCCCAAAACAGUUCAGAGGAUGGAGCUUUUGGUUAUGGCCAGUCUCAAGUGGCGAUUGCGCACUAUAACCCCUUUUGAUUUUGUGCAUCUUUUCAUUUCCAAGCUUUUGUGCUCUGCUUCCACAUGGGGAGAUUUAAGUUACAUUGUUUCUCUUGUCUCGGAUGUUAUCAUCAGAACAUGUCUAGUCAUGGAUUUCUUGGAGUUUUCACCAUCCACAAUAGCAGCAGCAGCACUGUUAUGGGUAACCAAUCAAUGUGUAGAUGACAAGAAAUCAUAUUGCCUCCACAAGAAUAUAAGCAUUGAAAUGGUGAAGAAAUGUUACAAACUAAUGAAGCAGAAACUCAUCAUUCGCCGAUCAGAACUUUAUUGGCCAAAGACUUCACAAUUAUUGCCCCGAAGUCCCACCUGUGUGCUUGAUCAUGCAGCAGCUAUGCAAGAAAGCAGUGAUGCUCACAAGCUCUGACUUGAAGCCUUGCCACGUGUGUGUCACUAGCCAAGGAUGCUAGAACAUUGCUUUCAAAUUUGUCCAUUCCUGAUUCAUUAUGAUUUCUUUGAUUUGGUGUGAGUGUGAUUGUGUGCGCGUCUUCCAUAAGGUUCAUCAUGGAACAUUUGAUUAGGUGUGCAUUUUUCAACAAAGUUCAUCAUGGACAUUUCUGACUGUAAACGAAAGUACUUACUAUAUUGGAAAAUUCCACGACGUUAUUGAUUUUCCUCUUUGAAAAGAAAUGAAAAGUUGUACCUUUUUUUUGUUGUGUGAACUGUGAAGCCAAUUUUUCUCACAAGUAAAUAAAAUUCCUCCUUUUUGUGAUUA
Molecule: messenger RNA, 1373 nt
Organism: Glycine soja
Lineage: Eukaryota; Viridiplantae; Streptophyta; Magnoliopsida; Fabales; Fabaceae
Product: cyclin-D1-1-like
Exons: 5
Coding region: 69-1025 (318 amino acids)
Biological process (GO): regulation of cyclin-dependent protein serine/threonine kinase activity; mitotic cell cycle phase transition
Cellular component (GO): nucleus; cytoplasm; cyclin-dependent protein kinase holoenzyme complex
Molecular function (GO): cyclin-dependent protein serine/threonine kinase regulator activity
Source: RefSeq, a predicted model, not a curated record